GGUCUGUGUUUCUGGCAGGCAGCCUUGCCUGGGAGGGAUCUGCCGUCAAAGCCACCCAGGAAAGGAGGCCUGAUACGCUAAUUAAUAUUCUGAACUAGUGACCCUUUCUUUUUCUUUCCACCCCUUCCCUUUCUCUGGGCUCUCCAGCCUCUCCCCGCCGCGGAUGGCUGCAGCCCCCUCCAGCUGAGUCAGUCCUCCCUCCCCGCAGCAUUGCAGCACCUCCGCAGCACCCGCUCCUGCUCCUGCAGCACCCGCUCCUGCUCCCGCCGCACCAGCAGCAUGGCCAGCACCGUCUCAGCCUACAAGGAGAAAAUGAAGGAGCUGUCUCUGCUCUCCCUCAUCUGCUCCUGUUUCCACACCCAGCCCCAUCCUAAUACCAUCUACCAGUAUGGAGAUAUGGAGGUGAAGCAGCUGGAUAAGAGGGCAUCAGGCCAGAGCUUCGAAGUGAUCCUGAAGUCCCCUUCAGAUUUAUCUCCCGAGAGCCCGAUCCUUUCUUCCCCCCCCAAGAAGAAGGACCUGUCUCUGGAGGAGCUGCAGAGGAGGCUGGAGGCCGCAGAAGAGAGGAGGAAGACCCAGGAGGCGCAGGUGCUGAAGCAGCUGGCGGAGAAGCGGGAACACGAGCGGGAGGUGCUGCACAAGGCGCUGGAGGAGAACAACAACUUCAGCCGCCUGGCCGAGGAGAAGCUCAACUACAAGAUGGAGCUGAGCAGGGAGAUCCGCGAAGCACAUCUUGCCGCCUUGAGGGAGCGGCUCCGCGAGAAGGAACUGCACGCAGCUGAAGUUCGCAGGAACAAGGAACAGCGGGAGGAGAUCUCUGGAUAAAGGGCUUUUCUACACAUCUAGCACCUGAUUCCUGUUAACAAACCAACCGAUCGACCAACCAACACAUUUUAUUUUGUUUGUCUAGAUGCAACAUUCAGUUCUCCAUCCCCCCCCUCCCCUGGUGUUCGUCCCCCAGCUACACGCUUCUCUAUCUCUGCAUCCUUAAUCGUCAGUACUUGUGGGGAUUCACGGAUCAUAGGGACCUCUAAGCAGAAUAGCGACUAGUUCACAUGAAAUAGAGAAUUGAUCAGUCAAUCAAACAGCUUCUUUGGAGGGUUUUGUCCUUUUUUAAAAAAAAAUAUUUCUUAAACUGAUGUAAAAAAAAAAAUUAAGAUAUUAAUAAAUUCAACCAGCAGUGUCACGGGGGUGCGGAUUUCUUAUCCGGGGCUUUUACUCCUCUUGGUGUUUGCUCUGAGCCAAAUAUCAGCUUCAGAAUAAUGGGAAGUAAGUGAUAAUAUCUGUGUGUGAAGUGGAAUAGGGAACAGCCCCGUGUUUGCCAGUGGUAGGAGAGAGGAAUGAGAGGGACGGGAUGGCUCAGGAGUCGUGGCCUGCGGCCCCCCCUGUCUCAUGGCUGUAUCUGGAGCCAGCCCAGGCAGGCAGCGACCCAAAGGCCUCAUCCUCGGAUGAUUCUGUGGUAGGCUGUGUGAAAGUAGGUGAGGGUCUCCACCCAGAGCUCGGUGCCAGGUGCCACGUCACGGAAACGGAAGGUCCCCGUCACAGCAGGCGCCGCCUGGUGCCCGGUUGUCCCUUGCUGGAGGAGCCCACAGGCUGAGCUGCCCCCUCCCCGGCAGAGCAGGGACCGACAGGUCUCGGCUGAGCAGAUCAGGAGAACCACAGACAGCAAUUGCAUCCCCGGCUCCGCGGGAGCCCUGGGAGAGGGCACUCGGUCUGCGGGCUCUGCAGUGCUCCCAAAGCUUGUGGUUUCACUCCAGUAAGAAAGCAAAUGCAAUAGAGACAGUGCAUGGUUGCGAAAUAGCCUUUUAGUGAACCGAAUAAUCAUCCUUCCCUCUUUCCAAAGACAGAUGUGACUCUUUGGUGCCAUUACAAGGCAGACACUGAGACCAGAGGUGGCCAGAUGAGCCCCGGAGCUCUGGCUUGUAGGCAGCACCCUGGGAGGCAGGCAGGACACGCCAGAUGCCUGCCUGGUACCUACAGACCUACGGCUUCGGAUGAGAGGGAGCUAAGAGGGGAGCGAUUCUACAGUAAGGGUGAAGAGGUGGCCCCAUGCUCACUCCUUGUCUAUCUUUAGCUUUUCAAGGCCCAUUCUUAAGAAAAAAAUUGUCUUUUGAUGAAGCUAGGGAUGAGCAGAGAACAUGCAAGCGUGGCAGUAAUGUCGGAUCUAACUAGGUGGCUGUCAAAGCCCAUGGACUUUCUUAUCUUCUGGAGUCACGGCUUAUGGAGAUAGCCAAGGUCCAAGCAGCCGCCGUGCACUGCGAGGGGCUGCCACCUUCCCGCUGAGAUCCACAGACCUGCUCACCUUGCCCCAGCUCCGCCCCUGCCUUGGAAAACUCAGUGGAAAUGUUGCAUCCGAAGAGCAGGGAAUGGCCACCUUCCGGCAAGCGGGGCCUCGUGGGCCGCGGUGCUGGGGACUCAGCCCUGCUGGCGCACCGUCCCACGGCCAGGUUUUGCAGAGGAGAUGGUGGAAGCUGCUUUCAUUUGAAGCAGAAGGUAACAAGGAUUCUCCUCUCUCCAGUGAUUAGAGAUUUUACUGGGUUGUUAUUUUUUUGACAGCGUUUUGGGGAAAGGGCACAGGGUGCCCUAUUUACUCCAGGGCUCCCCUCCGUCCUGGCUGCCCGCUCUGACCCCGGAAUAAACCGAAGGGGCAUCCAAGGCACCGAGACAUUUCAUUAUCAGUAAUUGGCAUUCUCUGCACGCUCUGCCUCCAAAGAGCCAUUCUGUGGGUGGGAUGAGGGAUUCCUGGGGUGGGAGGAUCCUUGGGGAAUAAUUAAGCGCGCAGGGGGUGCAGACGUGGGCACCUGUUAUUCCGCCAGUCCGGGGCUCCCGGGGACCGUGCUCUGCUCGGCGGUGCCAGGCGGUGAGGAGGAGCUAGAGCAGGUGAGGGGUUUGCAUGGGGAAUAACGAUCCCCUUGCCUCUCCUCCCCUCUGAAAAAGAAAUCGUCACUGAGUCUUGUCAGAAGCUGAAGUUUUCUGCCUACCCUGUGCUUUAAUUAGGUAAAGAACUGAUUACGGCCUGGGGUGAGCAUCAGGCGGUUGCAGAAACCCCACGGAAAGCCAAAGAGCAGCAGCUGCUGGAGGUCAAAUCCCGGGGAUCUUUGCCAAUCUCCCCAGAAGUCCCAGCAGGAUUCGGGAGAGAUCCCUCAAUGGCCACGGUUUGAUUUUAGGGGACACUCUGCUCCUAAAAGGAAGGGCUACCUUACUCCCAUCCCCUCCACCCGGGCGGGGGGCAGGACAGGACUGUUAGAAAGCCCCAGCGCUGCCGAGUGAUGAAAAAAAAAAGGAUUCGGGGCUAAGAGGAAGGAAACUGAAGGUUGAAUUUCUUAACAGUAGCUAAUGAUCAGUUUAUAGUAGCAGCUGUCUUAGAUAAGCAUCUGUGUAGAGCGCGGCAUCACCGCCAGCAUCACCUCAUUCAUAUAGUGACGAGAAAUUUUAAAAAGUUUAAAAAAAAAAAAACGAACCUAAAAGUAAUUUAAACGAAAUGUUUGUGUGUAAGAAAUGGUUGAAACUGUCAAAUGUCUGUGUUCCCGCGUUGGUGGGAUCUGAGAAGGUACCUGCGAGAUAUUAACCCCGUCCUACUCUCUGUGGUGCUGAGUGUUUGCUUGGUGUGUAAUUCUGACCUGGAGCUUGUUGUAAAUACUGUUUUUAGUACUAUGAUUAUUAUGAUGAUUAUUAUGAUGAUUAUUAUCAGAAAUGUUGUACUCAUGAGCAGGAGUUUAAAACAAGGAGAAACGACCAUUUUCACUCCCUCCUUGGGGCUCAGGAGGAGUGGGAGGCUGGGCCGGGGGAAGGCAGGGUGCCGGCGGGGUGGGAUGCCGGACCAGAGAGGAGCUGGAAAACCAGGGAGUCGGGAGCUGGAGGCAGCUGAGUCCUGCGGGCAGGGCGGCGAGAGCGGGGCCGGGCUGCUCCUCGUGCUGGGAGGAGGAGGAAGGGCUGAGAGGUGGAAUAGGGGUGAUGCUUCGAUUCUGGUACAUAUAAUUUAGUGUUAAUCCAAAGCUCCUUGUGUGAGGGGGUCCAGGCUGCUCCCUGCAGCCCCCGGGGAAGCCGGAGGAGCCGUGAGGUUUGGCGUGUGCUGGAGGAGGAGCGGUCGGUGGCAGGUUGUGCUGGUCAGAAGCCGUCCUCCCCAAACAGCUACUGAGUCUCUGGACUUGGUUCCUGCCUGGAUCUUCCACCUCGGUCCUUUGUGCUGCCCCGUGCCCGCUCUCCUCCCCCUCCCUGGAGGCCAGCCCAGAUCUCAGGUGGGGGCUUAUUCUUGCAAUAGCUUUGUCUGGCAAAAAAAUCCCAUGGGAAAUGCACAGGAGAGUGGCCCGGCACACAGUGCUCAUGCAGGUGUGAGCGCCAGGAGACUGGUUUUUCUCACCUCCGUCGGGUCGGUGCUGUGAGGGACAGUGGAUGUGGCUGGAAAACGUGUCAGUGCAGGGUAAGCUCCCGUGUCGGAGGAGCAGGGAUGUGCAGGGAGAGUUUCGCAUCGGUAACGUCAGGGGACCGGCUCUGUUACCGCUGCUGAGACACGUCGUGCCAAGGAAACAACCUCAUCCGUGGGGCCAGAUGCAUUCAGUGUAGCAGAGCGAUGUUUGCCCGGUGCGGAUGAAUGUAGUAGGGAUGUUGGGGAGCUUGACGUUUGUCCGGUGCCACUGGACGCUAUCAGGGAAAUGUGUGAUUGCUUUGGCUGCGUGCCCCAACUCCCGGGGUUUCGGCCGGACGCGGGGUGUCCACCCACCCACCGCCCGCUCCAAACCCCCGGGGACGGUGCUGCCGGUGCCAGCAGCUCGCACGGUGCCAUGCCCGGCUGGCAACACGCGGCACAGCCCGGGAUCACGGUAUAUUUCACCCUUUCCAUCUCCCAGGGCUGCUAAUGGCUGUGUGCAGCAGCAUACUUCAUGCCUCAAUUGAGACUAAUUAAGUAUCCUCAUUAACUUCCUUACCGUCCCAGCCUCCCUCAUUCCCGGACCUUUCCCACAUACUGCAGUCAUGGACAUGGCAUGCAACCCCCCCCAGUUCCUGGGGCCACCUUCCUUGUGGCAGGGCUUGAGGUUCUUCAUUGAUUCCCGUAGAUGUUUAUUAAUCAAGCUUUGUAAGGACAGUGAGCAGCCCCACUUUUGCAGCAGCAUGUGGACACGAGACUUUGUGCCUGGUAGGGAGAGCAUCCUCCGGGCAGCUGGCAGCAUCCCUGCCCAGACCACGAACGUUUGCAGUUGUGUGAGGGAGGAAAGACGAGAUGGUGACAAUUUAUUACGUGCAUGUAGAGAUGUUUCAAAGAGUUCUCCUGGAGAAGGGCCUCUGAUCUGAGCAAAACAGAGAAGCUGAAGCUAAAUGGGUUCCCAUCUGGCACCGACAGCCGGGCGAUGAGCGAAGCUGCGUGAGAGCUGGGACAACUGGCCUCGUAUCCCAAAUUAAGGCUCUGCGCUCAUGUUAUCCCUUGGAGCAGAGCUCAGCUCUGUCCGUAAAUGGGUGCUUUCAAGGAUGCUGGCCCCUCAGACUGCUUCUGGACUGAGCCCGUUCUUUGUCUUAUUAUUUUUUGAGUCAUUAAAAAAAUCUUGCUCUAACGCAGCUGUGGGGUUACCUUUGAGUCGACCUUCCAGGGACGGUGGCAGUUCACGAUUGCAUGCAUCCUACCUUGGGGGUAGGUUGGUAUCGCUGCUCCUUUUAAAAUGUAAACUUCAGCUUGCUUGCUUUUGCUUAGCCCAGCGUGACUCUCUGGCCCUGGCUCUGCAAAGCCUGUCUCAUGGGGUUCGUUCAGUCCCGUCCCGCUGCAUUACUCCCCUCCCUCGCGGUGGCUGUGCACUCGGCUGUGCACACGCGCACAGAAACGCGUACGUGGAAACGAUAUAUGCACAUACACUCUUAUACCACUUGAAAUGAGUCAGGGAAUGGCUGUUUACGGUGCUAGAGAUUUCAUACUAUCCAUGCUAGGGAUGAGAUGACAUCGUAAGACCAAUAAACUCCACCUUUGUAGUCAGUUGUCUUUAAGUAAAGCAGAAGAGGGGCACUGGCCAACGCCUACGUUUGGGAGCUCCUUGGUCCCCGGGGGUGCAGGGAGGCAGCAGCCCCCACCCGCCGCCGGGAUGGUGGGAUCUGAGCGUGGGGGGGCAGCUGGGCAUCCCGGCCCCGGCAUCCCCUGUGCCUCAGUUUCCCCAUUCCCGUGACAAGGGGACACUGAUGCUCUCCACCCCACGGGGACCACGGGAGAGCCAACGCAUCCAUGUUUCUAAAGUGCUCUGAAAAUGGAAAGUGCCAAAGUACCAAGUCGUGGGACGCAACCGUCCACCCCGGGAAGGAAUAAACUGGCCCAGGGCUGCAGGCAGAGGUUUGGAAGAUGACUGCGUGGCCGCGGGGCUGAGCCCUAACCCCAGGGCUGAGCGCCCUGGCUGCCCUCCCGGGCAGGAUUCACUCCUCCUGCCCCAGCCUGGGCCACCUUUGCUCCUGCCGGGGGGGCGGCCGGCGGGGGGAGGCGGCGGGGUGUCGCGGAAGGACUUUCCAUCACUAACAGAGCCUUGUCCGGUUCCCUUCGGUCUACCGCGUGCGUUUCAUUGUCAACUUGAGGUUGUUGUUGUGCAAAAGAAGUGAUUAUGAAAAUGAAAAAAAAAAAAAAAAAAGAAAAAAAAAGAAAUAAACUUGGUAUGAAACCAAAUGUGUCCGUCUCUCUCCGUAAAUGGAUUGUUUCAGUUCUGAGGCUUCUCUUUGUAUUGUGAGAAUAUCAAUAAAAUGCAUUAAACGGAAAGUUCACCUAAAGAUUUAACAAAAUCGACUUUAAGCAUCUGUAUGCUAAACAAGUACUUUGCACCCAGCAUAAAAGAUGCAGAGAUUCAUAGCUUAUCGCCAUUCUUGGAGGGAAAAAAUAAUAAAACGCUUGAAUGAGGGUACUGCUGACAUCCCCUGCGGCAGGCAAGGGGAGGGUAUGCAAAGUCUUUACAGAGGAAGAUUGAAAAAACAUAAGACAAUUACAAAUACAAUAAAUCCAUUUCUGGAAAACA
This is a messenger RNA of Chroicocephalus ridibundus (black-headed gull), 6971 nucleotides long. It is a transcript of the gene STMN3, whose product is annotated as stathmin 3. The transcript has 5 exons. Gene Ontology annotation, cellular component: cytoplasm; neuron projection. Gene Ontology annotation, biological process: neuron projection development; regulation of microtubule polymerization or depolymerization; microtubule depolymerization. The record is from RefSeq and is a predicted model, not a curated record. Gene Ontology annotation, molecular function: tubulin binding. Bases 280 to 822 code for a protein of 180 amino acids. Lineage: Eukaryota; Metazoa; Chordata; Aves; Charadriiformes; Laridae.